Cucurbita moschata (crookneck pumpkin) is the source of this 537-nucleotide messenger RNA. RefSeq lists its product as uncharacterized. The transcript is spliced from 3 exons. The coding region runs from base 16 to 396 and encodes 126 amino acids. Lineage: Eukaryota; Viridiplantae; Streptophyta; Magnoliopsida; Cucurbitales; Cucurbitaceae. The record is from RefSeq and is a predicted model, not a curated record.
UCUUCAGAAGCAAAUAUGAUAAAUUCAAUCAGAUUCGGCCGCGUUCCACCGCCGAUCGUGCUCACUUUACCUCUUCCACCGCGGCUCCGCCGUAUAGACUCGCCUGAGCUCCGAUCCCGUCAACUGAUCGGUUUCUCCACCGCACCUGAUCAGAACCAAGAGAACAUGGAUGACUCUAAGAACACCGACAAGCAGAGUGGAGAUAUAAUGACUGAUUCGUUCGGGCUAGCGUACGCGUGCCGAAGCGAGUAUGAAGGAUUUGGAGGGAUUUAUAGAUGGAUUAAGUCAACCGAGGAGGGGGCUGAGAAUGAAAAGAAACGUGAAUACGAUAAAAGCCAAGGGAGCGAGGUGAAGGAGAAGGAGAAGGCUCGACAUCAAACUCACUCCAACUGCUAAGAACAAUGAUCUUGUCUCAUACUCGUUUGUAUUGUGUCUGAUGUUUUUCUUUGUCACGUUGUUGUCAUGAGAAGUUAGUUUGUAUAAAAUCUAAAUUUGCAUUUUGUAAAUUAAUUAGAAGAAUAUUGGGUGUGAUGAUAA